Dermatophagoides farinae (American house dust mite) is the source of this 2791-nucleotide messenger RNA. RefSeq names its product TBC domain-containing protein kinase-like protein. Gene Ontology annotation, biological process: protein phosphorylation; regulation of GTPase activity. Gene Ontology annotation, molecular function: protein kinase activity; small GTPase binding; GTPase activator activity. The record is from RefSeq and is a predicted model, not a curated record. NCBI's taxonomy places the organism in Eukaryota, Metazoa, Arthropoda, Arachnida, Sarcoptiformes, Pyroglyphidae.
UCGAUCAUUGAUCUUUGUUCGUUUUUUAUCAAUCGACAAAGAAUUAUAAUUUUUGAAUCUAUCGAGAUGGUAAUGAAACUAUCAGACAACUAUAAAUUGGCCACUGUAGCCUUUGAAUCGACAGUAAAUCAAAAUGAUAUGUUCGGUACGAAUGGUUUACCGUUGACACCGCCAUCAAUCACAAUGAUCGGUAAUUUUCAUUCGUUUGUUCAUAGUUUUAAUGCUGCCAACACAUUAACGCCUUAUUUGACACAUUAUCUGGAUUGUAUACGUAGUAAAAAUGAACGAAUUACAUUGGUAUUUGAACAUUAUGCUUCGUGUGUAGCAGAAGAUAAUUCACCGAUAUCCAACGAAAAUUUGCAAUCAAUUUUACAAUGUGGUCUAUAUGGAUUAUAUCAUUUACAUUAUGUGAUUGGUGCUGUCCAUGGCCUUAUAUCACCAAGUGCAUUCUUGACAACAAAUGACCAGAAAAUUCCUUACAAAUUAACACAUUGGGCAAUUAAUAUCAUCACUGACAUGGGUCGUCUUUGUCAAACUCGAAUCUAUCCAAAUGACAUUCGUUUCAUAUCCCCCGAACAAUGUCUGUUAUUGAAACCAACAAAGAAAAGCGAUAUCUGGUCGUUUGGUUUGUCAAUCUUAUACUUAAUGUUUCCGAAUCAACGUCAAAAUUUUCCUUACAAUCCAUUGGAAUUGAUAGAUGAUUCAAAUGGCUUUAAUUCGAUAAUGGUAAAACUUGGCAUCGAAAUUAAAGAUUUAUCUGAAAAAUGGAUGAAUUUUUUUCAAUCAACUUUAAAUCCAAAUCCAAAUGAACGUUUAUCGAUCAAAGAAUUGAUUGCAAUAAUGGCCAUUCCAGAGCCACAGUAUUAUACGACAUAUGAAAAAUUCAUUAAAACUAAAUCUUAUCAAAAUGUUAACGAAGUAAAUGAUGAAGAAUUUUUUAAAAUUAGCAAUUUUAUCAAUUUACACGAAUUCUAUUAUCUGUGGUCGAUUGCAUAUCCAUCAAAAGAAACGAAUAAAGAAGAGCAAAAAAUUCCUACAAUACUCUCAAUACCUAAGCUAGUCAUAUUGGAAAAUGAAUGCUCGAAUCAAGAUAACUGUGAUAGUAAUCAUAAUCGAACAGUCCCUGAUGAUGAAAAUAAUUUAAUUGAAAAAAUUAUGUCCAUAGAUCUGGAAACCAAUUGGAAAAUGGUACGAUUACCUUCGAACUGUGAUUUUAAACUAUUACCCGUCGAUACGAUAAAUCAACGUUUACUCAAAUUAUCUAGCGAAAUUUUCUCUCCUCUACUUAUUUCCGAUGCUAAUCUUUUCAAUAAUAGACCCGAAUCUAAACAAAGUUGUGAAUCGCUACCGUUGCCUAUCCGUGAAAUGGAUUUUGAUUAUCAAUGCGAACGACUUUUUCUAUUUAAAGCUCUAUUAAAUGGCUAUCCUUUUCUACGAAAUCAAUUGAUAACCGAAUCCAAAACCGAUAUCUGUCCUCAUUAUCGUGCUCAAAUCUGGUGUUCAUUGCUCAACGUUCGUUGGAAAGAUAAAUUAUUGUUUGAACAAAUUGAUAAAAUAAGCAAAACAACAACCGAUCGACAAAUUGCUGUAGAUAUACCUCGUUGUCAUCAAUACAAUGACCUGUUAGCAUCGGCCGAAGGACAUCGAAAAUUAACUCGAAUAUUAAAAGCAUGGCUUGCAUAUAAUGAAUCUAAUGGUGAAGUAUAUUGGCAAGGUCUUGAUUCAUUGGCAGCACCGUUUGUCAUAUUGAAUUUUAACAAUGAAUCACAAGCAUUUGCUUGUUUUGAUCAUUUUGUUCGUAAAUAUUUACAUGGAUUUUUCCAAAAAGAUAAUUCAGCAGCAAUACAGGAAUAUCUGGCCCUUUUUCAGGUGAUCAUUGCCUUUCAUGAUCCAGUGCUCAGCAAUCAUUUAGCAUCAUUGAAAUUUGUUCCGGAUUUAUAUGCCAUUUCAUGGUUUUUGACAAUGUUCACCCAUAUAUUACCAUUAUAUCAGAUUUUUCAGCUUUGGGACACAUUAAUCCUAGGAAAUGAAUCCUUUCCUCUUUUCAUUGGUUUGGCCAUUCUUCAUCAGUUACGUGAUCGAAUAUUGGAUUUUACAUUCAACGAUUGCAUCCUAAUAUUUAGCGAUUUACCACAGAUUGACAUUGAUCGAUGUGUGAGAAAUUCGAUAAAAUUUUUCUGUUCAACGCCUAAAUCGAUUAGUAGACGAAAUUUGUGGGAAAUACAUGCACUUAAAAAAUAUCCUCGAUUGCCGAGGAUCAAUAUUGAAGAUCUUACCAUAUUGGUCGAUCGGCUUAAUCUAUCCAAUUGUACAGCCACAGCGGUAGCUUUCGAUCAACAACAAUCAUUGUGUUCGGAUUGUGGUCGUAACACCCAACUAGUUCUGAUUGAUUGCCGUUCAAAAGAUGAUAUAACCAAGUACGGUGGUACCCUUAUCAAUUCAGUACGAUAUGAAGAUUUUUAUCAAGAAUUACAAAAAGAAAUAACAAAUGGCAAUAAAACUAAUCGGUCAACCAAAUGUCAUUAUCAACAGCCACAUGGUAAACAUGAUUUAAUUAUUGUCAUUGAUUCAAUUGAAAAAACAUUAGAAUUGAUUGAAAAUUUCUCCAUUCCUCGUGUUUGCUAUCUGGAUUUAUCAUCAUCAGAUCCAGGAUAUAUUCCAAAAUGUUUACUCAUUCAAUAAUCAUAAAUUUUUAUCUAUGUAUUUUUAUUUAAGUAAUUGAAUAAAAAACCUGUGUUUGACAUAUUCCAAUUUUUUUAAAAAUAGAUUAAAAUGAAGAUAAUUUAUACAA